CAUUUUGAAGCCAAGAGGAGGAUCAGAUCUGCACAAGAGAGACAAUUGGCUAAUAAUCGUCCAACUAGGGAGCACUGAGUGGAGAGCAUGGCUCACUCCAAGUCACGAGCCACCGAUGGAAGGGUCACCUACCCCCCAGGGGUCAAAGAGAUCUCCGACAAAAUCUCCAAGGAGGAGAUGGUGCGGAGACUCAAGAUGGUGGUGAAGACCUUCAUGGACAUGGACCAGGACUCGGAGGAGGAGAAGGAGCUCUACCUCAACUUGGCGCUACACCUGGCAUCCGACUUUUUCCUCAAGCACCCGGACAAGGACGUGCGGCUGCUGGUGGCCUGCUGCCUGGCCGACAUCUUCCGCAUCUACGCCCCCGAGGCCCCCUACACCUCGCCUGACAAGCUCAAAGACAUAUUCAUGUUCAUCACACGGCAACUCAAGGGGCUUGAGGAUACAAAGAGUGCGCAGUUUAACAGAUACUUCUAUUUACUGGAGAAUAUUGCCUGGGUGAAGUCCUACAACAUCUGCUUUGAGCUGGAGGACAGCAAUGAGAUCUUCACUCAGCUCUACAGAACACUGUUUCAAGUGAUCAAUAAUGGACACAACCAGAAGGUCCACAUGCACAUGGUUGACCUGAUGAGCUCCAUCGUCUGUGAGGGUGACACGGUCUCCCAGGAGCUGCUGGACACAGUGCUGGUUAACCUGGUCCCAGCGCACAAGAACCUGAACAAGCAAGCGUACGACCUGGCCAAAGCCCUACUGAAGAGAACAGCCCAGGCCAUAGAGCCCUACAUCACCAAUUUCUUUAACCAGGUCCUGAUGCUGGGAAAGACGUCUGUGAGCGACCUGUCGGAGCACGUCUUCGACCUGAUCCUGGAGCUCUACAACAUCGACAGCCACCUCCUCCUCUCCGUCCUCCCGCAGCUUGAGUUCAAGCUCAAGAGUAACGACAAUGACGAGCGGCUACAAGUGGUCAAGCUCCUGGCCAAAAUGUUUGGGGCGAAGGACUCCGAGCUGGCAGCACAGAACAAACCUCUCUGGCAGUGUUACCUUGGAAGGUUCAAUGACAUCCACGUCCCAGUUCGUCUGGAGUGUGUGAAGUUUGCCAGCCACUGCCUCAUGAACCAUCCUGACUUAGCCAAAGACCUCACAGAGUACUUGAAGGUAAGGUCACAUGACCCAGAAGAAGCGAUCCGACACGACGUGAUUGUGUCCAUUGUGACGGCUGCUAAAAAAGACCUGGCCCUCGUGAAUGACCACCUUCUGAACUUCGUGCGAGAGCGGACGCUGGACAAGAGGUGGCGUGUGCGCAAAGAGGCGAUGAUGGGGCUGGCGCAGAUCUAUAAGAAGUACUCCCUGCAGGUGGAGGGAGGGAAGGAGGCCAGCAAGCAGAUAUCCUGGAUCAAAGAUAAACUGCUGCAUAUUUACUACCAGAACAGCAUCGACGACAGGUUGCUUGUUGAGCGCAUCUUUGCCCAAUACAUGGUUCCACACAAUCUGGAGACUACGGAGCGGAUGAAGUGUCUCUACUACCUGUAUGCAACGCUCGACCCCAACGCCGUCAAAGCACUGAAUGAGAUGUGGAAGUGCCAGAACAUGCUAAGGCUUCACGUCAAGGACCUCCUGGACCUGGUCAGCAAGCCCAAGUCAGAGGCCUCCAGCAAGGCGGUGUUCUCCAAAGUCAUGGUCAUCACAAGGAACCUGCCUGACCCGGGCAAAGCCCAGGACUUCGUGAGGAAGCUGGCCCAGGUGCUGGAGGAGGACGAACGCAUCCGGAACCAGCUGGAGACCCUGGUCAGCCCGGCCUGCUCCUGCAAGCAGGCGGAGGGCUGUGUGAGGGAAAUCACAAAAAAGCUUGGGAGCCCGAAACAGCCCAGCAACCCCUUCCUGGAGAUGGUGAAGUUCCUGCUGGAGAGGAUCGCUCCAGUACACAUCGAUACCGAGUCCAUCAGUGCCCUGAUCAAACAGGUGAACAAGUCUAUAGACGGCACGGCAGACGACGAGGACGAAGGCGUCCCCACUGAGCAGGCCAUCAGGGCGGGGCUGGAGCUGCUGAAGGUUCUGUCCUUCACCCACCCGGUGUCCUUCCACUCGGCCGAGACCUUCGAGUCCCUGCUGGGCUGCAUGAAGAUGGAUGACGAGAAGGUGGCAGAGGCUGCGCUGCAGAUCUUCAAGAACACAGGCAACAAGAUGGAGGAGAGCUUCCCCCACAUCAAAUCUGUCUUACUGCCGGUACUGCAACAUAAAGCCAAGAAGGGUCCUCCUCGCCAGGCCAAGUAUGCCAUCCAUUGUAUCCAUGCCAUGUUCUCCAACAGAGACACACAGUUUGCACAGAUAUUCGAGCCUCUCCACAAGGGCCUGGACCCAGCGGACCCUGACCAGCUCAUCACCCCCCUCACCACCCUGGGUCACCUGGCCAUGCUGGCUCCAGAGCAGUUCGCCGGCCCGCUCAAGUCCCUGGUGGCCAACUUCAUCGUCAAGGACCUGCUCAUGAAUGACCGGUUUCCAGGCAAGAAGACGACUAAGCUGUGGGUCCCAGAUGACGAGGUGUCUCCCGAGACAUUGGCGAAGAUCCAGGGCAUUAAGCUGAUGGUGAGGUGGCUGCUGGGAGUGAAGAACAACCUGAGCAAGUCUGGCAACUCCACCCUGCGCAUGCUGACGGCCAUCCUGAGCAGUGACGGCGACCUGACGGAGCAGGGCAAGAUGGGGAAGCCCGACAUGUCCCGGCUGCGUCUGGCGGCGGGGUGCGCUCUGCUGAAGCUGGCGCAGGAGCCCUGCUAUCACGAGAUCAUCACCCUGGAGCAGUACCAGCUCUGUGCGCUGGUCAUCAAUGACGAGUGCUACCAGGUGCGACAGGCCUUCGCUCAGAAGCUGCACAAGGGCCUGUGCCGGCUGCGCCUGCCGCUGGAGUACCUUGCCAUCUUUGCCCUGUGCGCCAAGGACCCCAUGAAGGAGCGCCGGGCGCACGCCCGUCAGUGCCUGGUGAAGAACAUCAACAUCCGCAGGGAGUACCUGAAGCAGCACGCCUCCAUCAGCGAGAAGCUUUUGUCUCUCCUGCCGGAGUACGUGGUCCCGUACGCCAUCCAUCUGCUCGUCCACGACCCCGACUACGUCAAGGUGCAGGACAUCGAGCAGCUGAAGGACAUCAAAGAGUCCUUGUGGUUCAUUUUAGAGAUCCUAAUGGCCAAGAACGAAAACAACAGCCACGCGUUCAUUAGGAAGAUGGUGGAGAACAUAAAACAGACGAAGGACGCCCAGGCUCCCAACGAUCCCAAGAUAAACGAGAAACUGUACACGGUGUGUGACGUGGCCAUGAACAUCGUCAUCUCCAAGAGCACCACCUACAGCCUGGAGUCGCCCAAGGACCCCGUCCUGCCCACCCGCUUCUUCACUCAGCCUGACAAGAACUUCAACAACACGAAAAAUUACCUUCCUCCAGAAAUGAAAUCCUUCUUCACUCCCGGAAAGCCUAAAGCGGCGAACGUCUUGGGGGCCGUCAACAAGCCCCUGUCCUCAGCGGGCAAGCAGCUCCAAACAACCAAAUCGUCCCGCAUGGAGACCAUCAGCAACGCCAGCAGCAACUCCAACCCAGGCUCCCCCGGCCGCAACAAAGGCAGGCUAGACAGCGGGGACAUGGACCACAGCGAGAAUGAGGACAUCAUCAGUUUGAAAAAGGACAAGAGGGAUGACUCGGACAUGACAAGGGACAGUGACAAGCCCCGGGGGCGGAAGCGCAAUGCAGCCUCCAGCCAGGACGACGACUCUGGGCAAGACGCCAAGCCUAAACGGGGCCGUAAGAAGGCCGCCAACACCAGCGCGGUGGACACCUCGGACCAGUGGACGGAGGAGUCUCGGGUCGGGGACGUGUCCAUGGAGACAGAGGACGAGCAGAACAGCCCGCCCAAAAAGGGCCGCAGGGGCCGCCCGCCCAAAGCGGCUACUCCCAAGGAGGACACACCCAGCAAGGGGAGGAGGGGCCGAAAGAAGGCUGCGGCUCCGCCCCCUGAGGAGGAGGAGGCGGACGAGGAGGAUGAGGAGGAAGACCAGAGCAGUGAGAUCAUGGAGGUGAAACCCAAAGGAGGAAGGCAGGCGAGGACACCCCGGAGGUCACAGCAGAGGGUAGAAGCCUCAGAGGCCACAGACAACUCUGCUGAGUCCACGCCACAGAAAAGGAGAGGCAGACCUCCCAAAUCAGCACAGCAGCCGGCAAAGAAAACAGCGCGUGGGAGCCGCUCCAGCGCAGGGGCUAAAGAGAACGAGUCGGUCGACGAGAUGGACACCUCCCAACACAGCGUGGAGGAGGAGGAAGAGGAGGAGGACGAGGAAGAGCAGAACGAGAGCGAGUACACCGCACUCAAAGUGCGACGGAAGGCAGUAGGUAGGAGGGACAGAAGAUGAGCGAGAGGAGACGGCGAAAGAGAGGGAGGUGGGAUCCCGAGACACCUGGCCUGCGUGCUUCAGAAAGCCCCGGAUAAGCAGUGGAGCGAUGGCAGAGAGGACGAGCAGAAGCCGGUCGGACACUGUGGAGCCCGGGUGUCAGACGGAACCGUGUCAUCAGAUGCCGCCGUCACGAGCAUUUUUUUGCCACAUACAUCGAUAUCAUUACUCGUGGAUUGUUGUUCAUUGUGAUGUUUCGCUAUGUAGAAAUCUAAACUAAAGGAAAAAAAAUGUAAAUAGUCUCUUUUAUGUCUGUUUUUCCCCUUACUGGGGGGAGUUGUAUAGCUUUUAUCAAACAGCUUUAAAGUGCUUAUCCAUCAAGAUGGAAACUCAGCAAUGGACCUUAAGCAACAUCUGUCAAGUGUCCAGCCCCCCCCACCGCCCCCAAGUCCUCUCCAACCGUAAAGAUAAAGUGAACACUUUGCCAUUUUCACUUUUAAUGUGUGAUAAAUCGUGUACUUUCAAUAUUUUUUAGUUGCAUUCAUUUGUUCACUUGACUGUUUUAGGUGCUACAGUACUUUUUUCUGAGAAAAGGAAGGAAAAAGUCUAACGUCCUUAUGAAGGUGACAGAAAUAAUCAAGGGUUUUUAACGUUUCCUCUUGUGCAUUAGCAUCAGUGUUUCAGGAUGCUCCAAGUACACAUCGAAAAUAAGUGAUUUUUUAAAAUAUUGGCAAUGUGUUAAAAAAUUUGCUUAUUAACGUCCCCACCCAGUUUUAAAGUCUGUUGUACCAAUAAAAUUCUCUACAGAAACUAGAGAUGGCACUGUUCUAAAUUUAUAAAUCCCUAUAUUGAGUUUGUGGACAACAACUGACUUGAUUUGUACAGAGAAAUGCCUGUCAGUCACACACACUGUACGCCUGAAGAUCUCUGUCCUCACUCUG
Molecule: messenger RNA, 5309 nt
Organism: Megalops cyprinoides (Indo-Pacific tarpon)
Lineage: Eukaryota; Metazoa; Chordata; Actinopteri; Elopiformes; Megalopidae
Product: sister chromatid cohesion protein PDS5 homolog B-like
Exons: 35
Coding region: 88-4389 (1433 amino acids)
Biological process (GO): mitotic sister chromatid cohesion; DNA repair
Cellular component (GO): chromatin; nucleus
Molecular function (GO): DNA binding
Source: RefSeq, a predicted model, not a curated record